AUGAACCAAAUCCAAAAAGACAGGUUGUUACCCACGUACCACCGCCCUCUCACCCCAAGACUGAGAGAACAUCCAGGACCAAACCAGAGAACCAGAGAACAACAUAACCAGAGAACCAGAGAAGCAGAGAACCAGAGAACCAGAGAGCCAGAGAACCAGAGAACCAGAGAACCAGAGAAGCAGAGAAGCAGAGAACCAGAGAAUCAGAGAAGCAGAGAACCAGAGAACCAGAGAACCAGAGAGGCAGAGAACCAGAGAACCAGAGAACCAGAGAAGCAGAGAAGCAGAGAAGCAGAGAAUCAGAGAAGCAGAGAACCAGAGAACCAGAGAACCAGAGAAGCAGAGAACCAGAGAGCCAGAGAACCAGAGAACCAGAGAGCCAGAGAACCAGAGAACCAGAGAACCAGAGAACCAGAGAACCUUCUCAAGCAGAGGGCAGUACACAGUAACAGCUCUCAUCUUAAAGGAACAGGAGUAUUAAGCGAGCUUACUCUGCGGCCUCCCGGCUGA
This is a messenger RNA of Procambarus clarkii (red swamp crayfish), 510 nucleotides long. NCBI's taxonomy places the organism in Eukaryota, Metazoa, Arthropoda, Malacostraca, Decapoda, Cambaridae. The record is from RefSeq and is a predicted model, not a curated record.